AUGGCAACUUAAAGAACUUAUAGUAUAUUACUUGCUGAAGACGAGCAAUUUCAGAGAUUGGCUCUAUUCGAUCUGCUUGAGCUUUGCGAGUACGAAGUUACUACUGUGGAAGAUGGAAAAAGGGCAUUAGCAGAAUUAAGAGAUGAAAACAAGGAAUUUGACAUGGUCUUACUAGAUCUUUACAUGCCUGAGAUGGAUGGCUUUGAAUUAUUAUCUCUGAUGCAGGAGGAUGAAAAGCUAUCACUAAUUCCAGUGGUCGUGAUGUCUGCUGAUGGAGACAAGGAAAUAGUCGCUAAUUGCCUGAGAAUGGGAGCUAAAGAUUAUCUUGUCAAACCUAUUAGGUUCCAAGAAUGUAAGGGUCUCGUUAGACAUAUGAGUAUUUCUAGCGUAAGCUCAGACAAAUCAGAGAAGGGUCUCCACAAAUAUGAGAAAAUUAGAUAUGUGGAUGGUGGGGCCACAGGUCAAAUAGACCUUGUCAGAAGCAAACAUGAUGGGAACUAAUACGCUCUGAAGCAGGUGAAGUUGAUGUAUUUGUCAGAGAAAGAUAAGCAGAAUGUUUAGAAUGAAAUCCUCCUGCUGAAGGUGCUUUCAGGACCUACUUUGAUCAAAUUUAUAGAGUCUUUUUCAGACAAAGACUCCUAGUAUAUUGUGAUGGAGUAUGCAGAUGGAGGAAAUCUUGCUCAGAAAAUCCAGAAAAAGAUCACUAAUGGACAGAAAUUCGCCUAUGAUGAGACACUUCGAUAUAUCGCUCAGAUAACCUUAGCCCUAAUGGCUAUGCACAGCAAAAACAUUCUACACAGAGAUAUCAAGACUUAAAACAUAUUUGUUGCUAAAAAUGACAUCUUAAAGCUAGGAGAUUUUGGUAUAUCAAAGUAAAUGGAUACAAAGUCUGCGUUGAAUGCCACAUCUUGCGGUACCCCCUACUAUAUGUCCCCAGAAGUCUGUAAAUCCCAACCAUACGAUUCAAAAGCUGAUGUUUGGGGUUUAGGCGUUAUCCUAUAUGAAUUCAUUACACUUACUAAGCCUUUUGAUGCUGAAAAAAUAAGCGAAUUAUUCGAGAGGAUUUAGAAGGAGCCCUACCCACCUCUUCCAGAAGACACUCAUUCGAACUUAAAGAUGUUAGUGUCCCUACUGCUAAAUAAGGAUUACAGCAAAAGACCAAACAUCUUUGAGUUUUCUAGAAUUCCAUGCGUCUAUAAAGCCAUUAGAAAGUUUGUCGAAGAAAACAACUGUUAGAAUGAGGUCCUCAACAUUUUCGACAUGGAUGGAAAGUAAGUCAGUGAAUCUACUGAUAAGGACAAGGACCAUGAUGAAAGUAAAAAAUCAGAAGAAAAUGAUAAGCUAGGCAAGUUCCAACUCGAAUAGUUAGAAGAGAUAGCUGAGUUGAUAAGGAAUGAUAUCCACAUUCAGGAUUAUUAAAAUGGGUGGUUCUCUAAGCAUUUAAGAUGUGCUCAGGGAAGAGAUAUAUAUCGUUGGAUAAUAGAGCAUGUUGAAGCUAACGAGAAAAAGGCGAGAAGCAUAUGCCAGGUCAUGCUUGAAAAAGAAAUACUGCAAGAUAUCAAAGGCUUCCCAGAGUUCGAGAUAACUGGAUUAUAUCGAAUAUGGAAGGAUAAGCCUAGAUGCGCUCUUGAAGUAUCCCAGCUAUUGGUUGGCAAAGCUGAGGAGUUGUUUGAACAAGCUAUAAAAGAAGAGGAUGGUGUCACUACUAUUGAAGUAGAGGCAGCACUUAAGUCUUAACAGUAUUAAGGUUACUUAAAUGCGAUAUCAGAAUUAGAAAAGGUUAACGUAAAUGAGAUGGAAAAUAAUGAGAGGAUCUCUUUCUUCCUUAAUGUAUACCAGUGUAUGUAUAUCCAUCAUUUCCUAAAAAUGACUAAUGAGGGUAGAGGAGUCGAUGGCUAGGGAUCAGGCAGCACUCUGGUUUCUUAUUUUUCAAAGAUCAAGUCAUUUGUCUGGGACUACUCGAUCAAGGCAUUUUACUAUAGAAUUGGUGGCUUUGACUUCAGUUUGGACUAGAUCAAGCAUGGUCUUCUCCGAGGAAACAAAAAAUCACCACUGGCUUACUUGAGGACUCUUGGCGGAGGCGAUCAAAGAGCCCAACUUAUAAAAGAGAUGAAUGAUCCUAGAAUUAACUUUGUAUGCCUGGAUUUCCCAGAGGUUGUCGAGCAUAUUGACAGAUUCGGAUCUUCAGAUAUAGAUUAAGCGUUGGAUGUUUACGUCUCAGAGAUUGUGAAUUCAAGGAUGGUUUACAAUCCAGUACAAAAUGAAUUAACCCUGCCUAGGUGUCUGCAGACUUAUCUGCUGGAUUUCACCAAUGGGUCAGGAAAAGAGGAAGAUUUAUUAAAGUUCGUAUUUAAGUACUACACUCUUGGAGAGGUAUAACAAAUUAAUCAAUUAAUUUUAUCUUUUAGAUAAGUGAAGAUAAAGCAGUUAAAGAUAUAUGUCAAAGAAGAACUAUGA
Stylonychia lemnae is the source of this 2457-nucleotide messenger RNA. NCBI's taxonomy places the organism in Eukaryota, Ciliophora, Spirotrichea, Sporadotrichida, Oxytrichidae. The record is from the annotation of a GenBank genome assembly.